AUGACUUGGUUCCAAAAAGAGGUCCGGCUUUCUCCACGUGGGCAGGGAGUUUACCUUGUGACCGAUGAACUGUUGAGUCAAGUGCCUGAGCUCGGCCAGUUCAAGAUCGGCAUGGCUAAUUUCUUUGUCAAGCACACGUCUGCUGGUAUUACCCUGAAUGAAAAUUACGAUCCAGAUGUGCGGACAGACAUGAGCAAUGCGUUUGCCAAAAUCGCCCCAGAGGGCGACGACUAUCUACACAACGACGAAGGCCCUGACGAUAUGCCUGCUCAUAUUCGAGCUGCGCUGGUGGGCGUUUCGGUGGAUGUCCCGAUUCGGAACGGCCGGCUGUGCACCGGGACCUGGCAGGGUAUUUACCUGUGCGAAUUCCGCAAGUACCGCCACACAAGAACGAUUGUGGUCACUUUGAACGGCGAAAAGAACUGA
Wickerhamiella sorbophila is the source of this 426-nucleotide messenger RNA. RefSeq lists its product as hypothetical. Bases 1 to 426 code for a protein of 141 amino acids. The record is from RefSeq and is a predicted model, not a curated record. NCBI's taxonomy places the organism in Eukaryota, Fungi, Ascomycota, Dipodascomycetes, Dipodascales, Trichomonascaceae. The transcript has a single exon.